Messenger RNA from Penicillium robsamsonii, 1716 nucleotides. RefSeq names its product Peptidase S10 serine carboxypeptidase. Bases 1 to 1716 code for a protein of 571 amino acids. The transcript is spliced from 6 exons. Lineage: Eukaryota; Fungi; Ascomycota; Eurotiomycetes; Eurotiales; Aspergillaceae. Gene Ontology annotation, molecular function: serine-type carboxypeptidase activity. Gene Ontology annotation, biological process: proteolysis. Gene Ontology annotation, cellular component: fungal-type vacuole. The record is from RefSeq and is a predicted model, not a curated record.
AUGGUUUUAUAUACCAAGCUUUUAUUGGCAACAUUGGCGCACUUGGCCACGGCACAAUUUGUGCCUGCGCCAACCGACUUGAUCACGAAGAAAGGACAUGCCGGCAUCAAUGUGCGAUACAAGGAAGUGCCAGCUGGAAUUUGUGAACAAGACCCCAAUGUGAAGAGUUACUCUGGUUACGCUGAUGUUGGUGAAAACGAGCAUAUCUUCUGGUGGUUCUUUGAGGCUAGAAAUGGUGACCCUAAAGAUGCACCACUUACGGUCUGGAUCAAUGGAGGGCCGGGAUCGUCUUCAAUGAUUGGGUUAUUCCAGGAAUUAGGGCCUUGUGGAGUUGAUUACGACGGAGCCGUAUACAACAACCCGUAUUCUUGGAGCAACGUGAGCAAUAUGCUCUUCGUCGACCAGCCUGCUACCGUUGGAUUGUCUUAUACAAGCCCGAUUCCAGCAUACGAGGAUGAUGAUGGCAAUAUUGUCCAAUUGCCCAGCGAGGAGUGCCCCGAUUAUGCACAAAAAUAUGGAACAUGCGGCACAUACUCCAAACCAGACAUCGGCCUAGUCCCCAAUACAACUGCCAGUGCGGCGCCGAAUAUGUGGAAGACACUACAAGGGUUUAUGGGAGCAUUCCCCAAGUAUUCGAGAAAUGGUAUCAACUUCGCCACUGAGAGUUACGGGGGGCACUAUGGCCCAAUCUUCAACGAGUACUUUAUCAAACAAAAUGCUAAAAAGUCGCACAACAAGCCCCACGACUCGAUCAAGAUCGAUCUUGAGAACGUCCUUAUUGGAAAUGGCUGGUUCGACCCGCUGAUUCAGUAUCAAGCGUAUUACAACUUCUCCAUCUUCCCCGGAAACUCAUACGACUACAACCCAUACAACGAGUCUGUACAGGCAGAAUGGUACAACAACCUUUACGGAGAAGGAAACUGCGUCGAUCAGACUCGGGAAUGUUACGCGACCGGUCGAGAUGAUAUCUGCUCCGCAGCCGAUAACUUCUGUGCUUCGAAGGUUGAGUCGCUAUUUGACAUCUACUCAGGACGCGACGAGUAUGAUAUGCGAGAGUUGACGCCCGAUCCGUUCCCAUACGCCUUCUAUGUUGAAUAUCUCAACAGUCCUAAAGUCCAAGCUGCCAUUGGAGCAUACCAGAAUUUCUCAGAGUUCUCGGGGACCGUGGGAAAUGCCUUUGGAAGCACAGGCGACGACGACCGCGAGUCUGGAACGAUCGAGGCUGUGAGGAAGUUGCUUCAAGCUGGAGUACAGGUUUCGCUGUAUUUCGGAGAUGCUGACUACAACUGCAAUUGGCUCGGUGGACAAGUUGUGGCGGAGGAGAUCAAUGCCCAAGGGUAUGAACACGCAGGUUUUGUGAACAUCACCACUUCCGAUGGUAUUGUUCAUGGACAGGUUCGUCAAAGUGACUUGUUUAGCUUUGUACGGAUUUACGAGUCAGGUCAUGAAGUGCCUUUCUACCAGCCAUUGGCUUCGUUGGAGAUGUUUGAAAGAAUCCUCUUGAGAAAGGACAUUGCGACGGGCAAGAAGCAUCUGAAGCCACAUGGCGGUUAUCGCACACUUGGGACGCCGACAAGCGACUACCGAGAGGGUAACAGCACAGUGGUCAUGGAAGUCCUUGAUAGCAGUGCGACUUACAACACCACUCUCAACGGACCGAACCCAGCGAAACCAUCUGGCUCGGCUUCAGUGAGAUUACGCAGACAAGGUAACUGA